UCAUGUUAUUAAGGCACCUGCAACGCGCUAGCAUCGCUAAUGGGCUAAGACGGCAGAAAAGAGAUAAUUCCUUUGUGGAUCUGUCCAAUGAGAGCUACUGCUAUUAUCCGCAGCAUCUUAUACACAACAUCAGUCAAAUGUGCACUUUUGUAAAAAACACAGACAGCUGUCGAUUCUAUGUGCACUUUAUAGAUCAUUUGAAGUUUCUGUUUUGCUAUUUGGGGCUGCCUUUCUACAGUGGCUAUAUAUUUAUAGUGGCGUUCUAUAUAUGCAUAUUCUUUGCACUGCUGUAUAUGAUAGUUAAGUAUUUUUUAAUGCCCAACUUUACUGCUUUGAUGAAACUGCUGCCCGUAUCGGAGUACACCUUUAGCUUUGUUUAUCUGGGCUUUUGCUUAUUCAUACCUGAUUAUUUGCAAGCGGCGCUUGCUUGCAUUGCUGACGACAACAUACACUUUAGUUUGUCGUUUUCGCAAUUGGAGGGCGAAAUUUUGCGCUUCUUUACCGUAAGCAUAUUGCCGCUUUGUAUGCUGGGAUAUCGCGUGAGUGGACUGCUGAUCUGGGCCAACUUGUUGUUCAUCUUUCUGGGCGCCGUCUACAUGUUCUGGGCGGUGAAAGUCAAAUACAAGCUAUACGGACGUGAUGAUUUACCCUAUGUAGACUCGCAUUCGUUGCGUUUGAAUGCGGUGACAUUUCUGGGCGUAUUUGUAGUUGUAAUAAUAUUUUCAUUGAUUGUUUCGUAUCAACAUGUGCGUAGACAGCAAAAAGAAGAGUUGGAAGUUGAAGAGUAUUAUAAUAAUAGCGAAGUGUCCAGCGAAGAGGACUUGGAGUAUGCAACGCCCAAGCGUAGAGAUCUCAAGCGUUGGCAAGUUUGGUGGCAUACAGUGAAUGCAUUUAGAAAUAUGAAUGAAACACAUCACUGGCUGGUUAUUGUAUUGUCACCGUUUUACUUUCUUGCUGCGCAUAUAUUGCCUGUUAUCGAUCACAGUCGUGAUAUGUCCGGCUGGUGCAAGCCCGUCGUUGCCUUUAGCUUCAUUGUGUUGCCCUUCAUCUUCAUAGGCAUUCAUCCGCCUGCUUCGGUUUUUAUGUCCAUUGUCAUUACCAGCUGGUCGCUGUGUCUUUUUAUUUUAUGUACCACGCAAACAUUGCAGGAGCCCAGCAAAUUGGGUUUGGGCAUAUUCUGCGUCAUCAGCAUGAUCAUUUGCUCCUGCGCCCUCAACACAUUGUCCACCGAAGUGGACAAUCUGAUCUAUCAGUAUUUUUGCAUGCGCUUUCAACAAAAUCCGGACGCGAUUGUGCUCACAUUAAUGUGUUCCGGUGAAAUGGUCGCCCAAGUUAUAGUGCUACAGUAUCUGGUGGAUCGUAAUAUGGUGGAUGCUGCCUAUGGCUCCGCUAUGAGCAUGAUUACCCAUACGGUAUACACAGCUGUGCCGCUGCUGGUGCUGCAAUCUUGCUAUAAGGAUAACUAUAUAUUGGUCUCUUCCAGCUCCGAAACAUGCAACGUAUUCUUUUUGCUCAUCUGCUUUGGCUCGCUCUUGCACAUUUCCAUGAGUGGCUAUGAGUUUCGCAUGUCGCUUUUCUUCUAUAUGCUAGCCAUGGAUAUGGCAUAUUUUACUUUUAUUUACUAUUUCUCACACGAUUGGCUACGUUCGUUUGGUGCUUUUAACUAUAUAUUGCCACCUUUUGAGUCCAAAAAGGUUUGGGCUUAAAUCUAAUCUUAAGCACACAAUUUACUUUAAGCCGCCUUUGCUCGAUUAAAAUAUGCGCCCCUUACUCUUAGCACUUGUUAACUCUAGUCAGGCUUGAACAAAAGCGCUUUUGUGCUUAAAUUUGGUUUGGUGCCAAGCCAACAAAAACAAAAAAUAGAAAAAAUCGAA
Drosophila busckii is the source of this 1874-nucleotide messenger RNA. RefSeq names its product mitochondrial sodium/calcium exchanger protein. The transcript is spliced from 5 exons. NCBI's taxonomy places the organism in Eukaryota, Metazoa, Arthropoda, Insecta, Diptera, Drosophilidae. The coding region runs from base 3 to 1706 and encodes 567 amino acids. The record is from RefSeq and is a predicted model, not a curated record.